ACAGCAGGACAACGCGAUGUUUAGAGGGGAAAACGAUAGCCACGGCCUGGAAUGGGUGAUAAAUAGAAGACCUUUCUACGGGUGAUCCGUUGUAUUGGAAACCAGAACCAAGUAAACUGUUUUUGUACAAUUAAAAUUUCAAAAAUUGCUCUAAGGAAACUGUCAUAACGCACCUGCGCCCUGCAACGACUCAAAGGCCUUCCCUGCAAUGGUCUGGCUGCGUGCAGUGCUUUCGCUCGCCCUUCUGUUGGGCUGUGUGACUGCUGACCUGGGGACCAGAAGAGGCCCAGUGUUCCUACAUCCAAAUGAGGCAAAUCAGGUCAUAAGCCGUCCAAAGAGAGCCAAUGCAGGAAACGAAGAGGCUGACCUCUCUCCGAGCCUGGAAAGGGAGUGUCUGGAGGAGGUCUGCAAUUAUGAGGAAGCACGAGAAGUGUUUCAGGACACUUAUCGCACUGAUAUCUUCUGGUCUGUGUACAUUGAUGGAGAUCAGUGUGCUGACCAGCCAUGUAGAAAUGGAGCCAUGUGCUCAGACAGUGUUGGAGGUUAUGACUGUAUUUGCAAGUCAGGAUUUUCAGGAACCCACUGUGAGACAGAUCAGACAGUAUGUGUCAUAGACAAGAACAAAGGCUGCAGCCAGUUCUGUAAGCCUGGCUACCACCACUAUGAGUGUUCAUGUGCCCACGGGUGGAAGCUACAGGAGAAGGAGAAGUGUGUUCCUGCUGUGCAACACCCCUGUGGGAAAGUGAGCAGUCUGAGCCAGUGGGACAAGAGGCAGUCCAGCAACAUACAGUCGGACUACCAAGGACUAAACUGCAAUGCAGAAGAGUGCCCCUGGCAGGCCUUGCUACGUUGUACUAGCUCAAUGGCGUUUUGCAGUGGUGUCAUCCUCAAACACAACCUGAUUCUGACCACUGCACAGUGUGUCAACAAGUAUAGUGACUUUCAGGUGGCGGUGGGCAAGAGGUUACCAUCAUUUGAAGCUCAAGAGCAGAACCUCUAUGUGAAGCAGGUCCAUGUGCAUCCACUUUAUGUGGAAGGUAAACCAGACAAUGAUGUUGCUUUGGUGGAGCUGAGAGACAGGAUUAUGUUCAAGAAGACUGUGUUGCCAGCCUGUCUGCCUGAAAGAGAUUUUGCAGACAGUGUGCUGAUGUCAGGCGAGUACAUGGCUGUGGUUACCGGCUGGAAAGAUGCUGCUGAGUUCCAAGGAAACCUUAUGCUAAAUCACCUCUCCUACAGCACACUGCCCACUUGCAUGGACCGCCACUCUGGCCAGGUUACCAACAAGAUGGCAUGCACCAUGCCACAGCCUAAAGCAGACUGCAUCUUUAGCUCUGGAAGUCCUGUUCUCACCUUGUACCGAGAGGUGUUCUUCCUCACGGGCAUCGUGAGCCACUAUGAAGGCAGAGACUGCAAGAAUGGCUACGUCCUUCAGAAGGUGUCUCGAUUCCUUCCCUGGCUGAAGCCACUGAUGGAUUCCAUAAGAAAUUAAAUGGUAAACUCAUAUGGCUUGCUAAUUUGUCAUAACCAAAAAUGUCUGAAUUUGUGGUGUCUGUUUUUUUUUUUCCCAGAGAUCAACAAUAUAUUUUUUUCCUUUUUCCCUGUUUAAUCAAAUAAUUAAGUGCUUUAUAAUACAUCAGCUUGUCUUCAUAAAUUUCCCUUCAAUAUAAAGUUUCAUGUUUUGAUAUUAGUGCUUUAGAGUUUUCUCCAUAAGGUGGCAGUCUUUCCUUCAUAUCCAACUUUAAUAGCAGUAUGCAGACAAACUUAAUACACUUACUAGAAUAACUCAUAAGUACUGUAUGUUCAGGUGAUAAUAUAUUGUUGAACUGCAGGCUAAUCUAAAAUUUAAUUUUGGCUUAUAAAUAAUGUUAUAUUAUUAUUGCAUACGUGACUGGAACUGACCAAUAAAAACAAUCAACCAGAAA
This is a messenger RNA of Electrophorus electricus (electric eel), 1922 nucleotides long. It is a transcript of the gene proza, whose product is annotated as protein Z, vitamin K-dependent plasma glycoprotein a. Lineage: Eukaryota; Metazoa; Chordata; Actinopteri; Gymnotiformes; Gymnotidae. The record is from RefSeq and is a predicted model, not a curated record. Gene Ontology annotation, biological process: blood coagulation; proteolysis. Gene Ontology annotation, cellular component: extracellular region. Gene Ontology annotation, molecular function: calcium ion binding; serine-type endopeptidase activity.